ACCAAGUACAAAAUGUGUCAAUAGAAUCAAUAUUGCAGCUUAUUUUUUGCUUCAUAUUCAUAAAAUAAAAUUCAUCGUGUCAUUUGGCGGUUAAGCCUUUACAAAUGUAUAACACAUCCCGAAUCACCGAGUAGUUUAAAAUCUAUACGAACAGAAGUGAUUCAAUUGAGAGAAGAAAAAGAAAUGCAGUGUGUCGUGAAAACAACUUAAAUGGGUUUGUCAUACAAAACAACAAAUUGAAAGUAGAAAAUCGAAAACAUUGUCAAGCAGUGAAAAUGAUUUAGUUGAUAAACAAACUACGAAAACGGCUUCAUACGAACAACUCAUGAAUGUAACUUGAAAUACCGCAAAAAUACAACAAAAGUUCAUCUGAAAAUCAAUUGAAAACAAACGCGACCAGCAAUUGAUUAUACAAAGUAGUUCUCAUCAAUUGAUAACAAGGAGUGAAAAUGAUUCAAUGCUCUAUUUAAAUCAUCACAUAUCUCUCAUAUUCAUCAUAUAAAGCAAUAAUAAUGAAUAAUGCCACUGAUAACUAUUAUUGGAACAUCUCGCAAUUAUUUACAUUGGAUAACAGAUCAACAAUCAACACAACGGAAAAUAUUUAUUUAGUCGAGACAACCUGUUGUACAAUCGAACCGGAUUUCUCCGUGUAUUUAGAGCGUUUGGAAAGAGAUCGUUUGGGUUUAUUAGCAUUUCUUUUUUUAUUUUCGUUUGCAACGGUGUUCGGCAAUUCAUUAGUUAUAUUAGCGGUUAUUCGGGAACGUUACUUACAUACUUCAACCAAUUUAUUUGUGACGAGUCUGGCGGUGGCUGAUUGUCUCGUGGGCUUAGUUGUAAUGCCAUUUUCAGCAUUAUACGAAGUGCUAGAGAACACAUGGUUUUUUGGAACUGAUUGGUGUGACAUUUGGCGAUCGCUCGAUGUAUUAUUUAGUACUGCUUCGAUUUUAAAUUUAUGCGUUAUUUCGCUCGAUCGCUACUGGGCUAUAACUGAUCCAUUUUCGUAUCCAAUGCGAAUGACCCGAAAACGAGCCGCGGCUCUAAUUGCAGCUGUUUGGGUAUGCUCGGGAGCAAUUAGUUUUCCGGCGAUUGUGUGGUGGCGGGCAGCAAGAGAAAAUGGAAUGCCACCGUAUAAAUGUACCUUCACCGAGCACUUAGGAUACUUAGUAUUUUCGUCCACAAUUUCUUUUUAUCUUCCCUUACUGGUAAUGGUUUUUACAUAUUGUCGCAUCUAUCGUGCUGCCGUUGUACAAACGAGAUCGUUAAAGCUGGGCACAAAACAGGUGCUGAUGGCGACAGGUGAACUGCAAUUACGAAUUCAUCGCGGUGGAACAACCCGCGAAGGUCAUCACCAACACCAUCAUUCACAUUCAGCUACAGCCACCUCAACACCUGAAGAGCCUGAAGAAGAACCGCUUUCAGCAUUACAGAACAACGGAUUACACGGAGGAGCACGUUAUCGACAAAAUAUGGGAAAAAACUUUUCAUUGUCGCGAAAAUUAGCGAAGUUUGCGAAAGAAAAGAAAGCGGCAAAAACUCUUGGUAUUGUCAUGGGUGUUUUCAUCAUUUGUUGGCUUCCGUUUUUCGUCGUCAAUUUACUUUCUGGAUUUUGUAUACAAUGCAUUGAACAUGAAGAGAUCGUAUCGGCAGUUGUCACGUGGCUUGGUUGGAUCAACUCUAGUAUGAAUCCCGUCAUUUAUGCUUGCUGGAGUCGCGACUUUCGAAGAGCGUUCGUGAGAAUUCUCUGUGUAUGUUGUCCUCGGAAAAUUCGACGGAAAUAUCAACCAACGAUGCGUUCAAAAUCACAGUGUCAUGUGGCUGCUAUGGUCGCUGCAUCGGCAGCAAGCUACUCAUCCAUGAAUCAAUAUGGAAAUCGAUCAUGACGGUAUCUGAACAGCUGCAGCUCUUGUGAUAGUAUGGAUGGAACGCGCAGUAUACAAACAAUUAAUAACCGACAUCAUUGUCAUCGUUUAGCCCAUCAGCAAUAUUUUCACACUCGAAAGCCAGCUUUAAAACGACAAAAACGGUGCACCUUUGCCACAACAACCACAGUGGCCGAGGCAACAGGUCGAGCUAGUACAUCAGAUAUAGAAGAAAUGGUAACAAUGGGUCGUAGCAACAGCAUCAAUGAAAUCAACGAUUGUUAAAAUCUCAAAUAAUCAUAAUUCAAACAGCAGCGAAAAUCAACAACCAGAAUAUCAAAGUAAAACCGGAAAUCAUUAAUACACUUCAAAUUUUGAGUACCCACCCAAAGAAAUGUACGUAAAACAUUCUUUCUCGCCCAUUCGUCAAUUAAAUUUCUUGCAUUUUUCCUGUGUGUCAACAACAUUCACUAUCUCUACGUAUGAUAUAGUGUGAUUGUGGUAAAAAAUAUAUAUAUGAAAGUCUAUCUCUUAGUGAGGCGAAGAUGGUGGCCAGUCAAAUCAGUGGACAUUUAUUUGAAAUGACCAACAUUAUCUUCAUUAUCAUCACUUUGUGUGUAUGUGCCAAAGUCAAAGUUAAACAACAAUGCUAAUUAACUAGACUCAAUGAAUAUUGCGAAUUUUAGAUAUAAACAAAACUAAAUUAAAAAUUUUAUUUUUUACAAACACAAAAUAUGUUUUAUAUGUAUAUGAAAGAUCUUUAAUACAGAAACUCAAACUACAAUAAUGGUAACAAUAACAGAAUUUACAGUACAGAGUACAUAUAUACGUGAAGUAUGAGCGCCAUAAAUUUAAAAUAAAUGGUGCUUACAAAUUAAGACGCAAAUAUUUUUAGUCAUAAAUAAGUGAAUAAGUAUGUACAAUAGUUACAAGAACGUCAAUUUCAUGGCAAAUCAACUAAUGCUGAAGAAUAUUUUCAACGAUAUGCUAAAUUCUGGAGCCAAUCAUGAACAAUUAGCCGAAACUCUUAAUUUUAUUGAUGAGAUUUGGGAAACGUGAAAGUUUGAAAAUUGUGCCCAUAUUACGAAAAAAAUGUUACAUUUAAUUUUUUUUUUCGAAAAUCUAGAACAUUUGAAUAUAAUUCAGAAAAAAGUACAGAUUUUUUUAAUAGUUCCGAAGAAGGGAUUAAUUCAAAUUACGAGAUCAAAUAAAAAGAGUCUUACAUCCGAAGGGCGAAAGAAAUAAAUUGUGACGAUGGUGAUGCCCUACAGAAAUAAUAUAAACUAUAUGGAGAAUUUAAGGGAAAGUCUGUUUGAAUACAUGACAUUACCUUAUCAUCGAGAGAAAUUCGGGCACAAAACUCCCCCGAAACUAAGCCCCCGUUAGCACGUCUGAUUAUUUGUGUUACUAUUUUCCGAUUUGCUUCCUUUUUAACUCUUCAAUUUAUUUUUGAGAAACCAAAUCCCCUUUACAUUUUAGGAGAAUUUAGAAAUUAACCCCCUUCGCCCCCUUGGAUCGCCAAUGUCAGGAGUCCUUCUCCCAGCCUUCCGUCUCUCUACCUCCUCUUUUCUGCUGACUUUCCCAGUUGGUAUCGCAUGUUUGUUAUUUUCCUCCGAAAUUCAAAAUGAUAAAAAUACUUUCGAUUCAAACACAUUUCAAAUUACAUUUCAAAAUAUCUCACCUCAACAUCCGCUUCAUCAGCAGCGACGCGUUGCAGACAAUCACGUUCAUUUCAUUCGGAUCGAUGCCAAUAACAUAUUUCUUGCUGUACAAUGUACAUUUUCGUUGCAUGUUUGCUUUGGUUUUGGUGUACCAGUACUUACGGAAACACUAUUGGGCACGAUUUGAUUGUUUGCCCAUUUGAUUGAUUUUAUCGACGUUGAGCGACAAAUUCCAUAGAUCCGCUGGAUGAUCUCUGUAUUGUUUUCGGUGAUUUUCCGGAUAAAUCCGGUUGGAUUUUGGAAUAUGGCCACACAAUUUAGCUCAUUCGCCAAUUUUGUUUUAUACAUGUCUCUCAUACUCGCUCUUCAAAUGGAAAUCACAUUAACGGUAUAAGAGCAAAAGUGUUUAUUUUCGGUGGGCGAUUGUUUGUUGGCUUUUCAUGUGUGGAUUGCGGCUUAAUAUUUCGUGAAUAGUAUUCCAUUGUUUGGCAUCACUGUGAAAACCUUCUAUUUGCGUACUUGCGUGUUACCUCCGCAAAAUUGAUUAAUUUGAUACAGUUUUUCGCCACAGUCGCCAAAUUCACACUUGAGGUGUGAUUGAACUGCCGCAACGCACUCAAACUUAACAUAGAAGUGGGUGAAGCGCUUUUGAGUAUUGACAUCGACCGGAAUAUAACUUCCCAUCCAAAAAAAAAAUCAAUUAUUUUUAUUUCUGCUGGAUUUGUGGAAAAAGUCAAUGUUCACUGAUUAGUAAGUCUUCAAGAAAAAAUGUCCUUUAUUUGCAUCAAGAACAAAAAAAAGUUCAAGAAAAUUUGAGUGCGCACUCAAUUAGAUGAGGCUGGGAGAGAGUCAAUAUUGUGAUUGUUCAGAAGCGUAUGAAUCAGUCGCGAUAGACGAAGUUAUAGAAGUGUCGUAAUGAAUAAAGCAGCCUGCAAGCCGAAGACAUUAAUGAUCUUUGAGUAAUUGUUGUGAUUGUUUUUGUUGCACAAACUAUGAUCUUUUCGAGAUGUUUAUUUCCGUUUAUUUACUAUUGCUCUUGUUAUGAAACUUUGAGGAAGUCGGUAGGCAACAUUAUGGAGACAAAAAUUAUGAGGAGACUCGACUAACUAAGGGGAAAUAAAUAUAGCUGCUGUAUUUCAAACAAAUGUGAAAAGUAUUUGUGUAAAAUUUAUUUUGAAUUAAAGUCCUAAUCCAAAGUCAGUUUCUAUUAAUACACAGAUAAACACUGACUUUAUGUGUUUGAAAUACAACAGUUGUUCGGCAGAGACGUGAGAUUUUUGUGGUGUCACGUUAGUUGAAUUUUCUGACAUUAAAUCAUCUCAGAUUUAAGACAUUUCGAUAAUAAACAAAUAAAGUUCUCACACAAACUAAAUAAAAAGAAAAACACAUUUAAAAAAAUAAAUUUUGCUUCAAAGAAUUCGGUUCAAGUAAAGAUAUAUUUUUAAUAAAGCAU
Molecule: messenger RNA, 4973 nt
Organism: Contarinia nasturtii (swede midge)
Lineage: Eukaryota; Metazoa; Arthropoda; Insecta; Diptera; Cecidomyiidae
Gene: Dop1R2
Product: dopamine receptor 2
Exons: 5
Coding region: 513-1880 (455 amino acids)
Biological process (GO): adenylate cyclase-activating adrenergic receptor signaling pathway
Cellular component (GO): membrane
Molecular function (GO): adrenergic receptor activity
Source: RefSeq, a predicted model, not a curated record